AUGCGCCUCCUAUCACUCUCCCUUCUCGCCGCCGUCGCCGCCGCCAUCCCCGCCGCCGAAAAGGCUUGCUCGGGCGUCGGAUUCCCCUGCGGCAAUGCGACCGUUACCGCGUACGACUGCUGUGUUCCUCUCGUCUGUGUGCCUGGCGUGAUUAUACAUAGGGGAGAGAUACUAAUGGGUGCCCAGAGACCGGUUUGUCAGGUUCCUCCUCGUCGGCUUCAUUGA
Molecule: messenger RNA, 225 nt
Organism: Aspergillus clavatus NRRL 1
Lineage: Eukaryota; Fungi; Ascomycota; Eurotiomycetes; Eurotiales; Aspergillaceae
Exons: 3
Coding region: 1-225 (74 amino acids)
Source: RefSeq, a predicted model, not a curated record